Folsomia candida is the source of this 866-nucleotide messenger RNA. Its product is annotated as glutathione S-transferase 1. Gene Ontology annotation, molecular function: glutathione transferase activity. The record is from RefSeq and is a predicted model, not a curated record. The transcript has 3 exons. Gene Ontology annotation, biological process: glutathione metabolic process. The coding region runs from base 115 to 759 and encodes 214 amino acids. Lineage: Eukaryota; Metazoa; Arthropoda; Collembola; Entomobryomorpha; Isotomidae.
AGAUGUUAUUGGAAGCAGAUAAUUAUUACUACUCAAUAUUUUAAUGCACACAAAUUUUGCAAAAUACUUAAAUUGAUAUCUAAAUAAUACACUUGAUUAAAUAAAUUUAUCGCCAUGAGUGGCCAGGUAAAGUAUAAAUUGACCUAUUUUAAUCAGCGAGCACGUGGUGAACCGAUUAGAUUAAUCUUCGCCGCAGCGAAGGUUCCGUAUGAAGAUUUUCGGAUUGAGAAGAGUGGCUGGGGUCCGUUAAAGGAGGAUUACCCUUGGGGUCAUCUCCCCUUGUUGGAGGUGGAUGGCGUCAAAUUGGCAGAAUCUUCCGCCAUUUGCCGAUUUUUAGGUGAGAGGUUCCAUCUAGCGGGAGAUAGUGAGUGGGACGCGGCCAAGUGUGACGAGUACGUGAGUGCCAUGAUGGAUUUAAGGACAAAUUGGUUAGCCUUCUUGCGCGAAUCGGAUCAAGAAAGGAAGGCAAAAUUGAGGAAGGAAUUUUUGGAAGAGCACGUGCCCAAAAAUUUUGAGAAAUUUGACAAGAUUCUAUCCUCUUCUGGAGGAGACUUUCUCCUCGGAGAAAAAUAUACCUGGGCCGAUUUACAUGUUGCUCAUAAUUUUGCAUUUUUUGAAGAAUGUGUGGAUUCAACUAUCUUAUCGGAGUAUCCUCGACUUGCAAAAUUUGUCGGGGAUGUGUUUGCCAUUCCGCAGAUUACAAAAUGGGUCGAGACUCGCCCACAAAAUUCUGAUAAAGCGAUUUUUUUCAACAAGUAAAAAUUCAUUUGUUCUCGUCUUAAUUAUGUUACUCGUGAUAAAACACGUGAAACUUAUUUGUAUAUCGAGAAAUAUAAUACCAAAUAAAAUUGAACAAAGUAAAUUAA